UUUAGAUCAUCUACCGCUGCCUGCGCACGUUCAGAUCUUUGAUUGGUUUGCAGCAAGCUGACGCCUCACGUCAUCUGUGUGCGACUAAGAGUUGUUGCGAGCAGGCUGUAAAAUGGCGCCGUCUCCAACCAAGAGGAAGGAGGAUGACAAGAUUAAACCGCGCGGUAAGGAGAAGUCAGGAGCCACGAAAGAAGGGGCUGACAAAAGCCGCGGCCGUGAGAAGAACCGUACACGGCGCAGUGCUUCCAGUGGGAGCAGCAGCUCCAGCAGCAGCUCCGGCUCCAGCUCCGGCUCCUCCAGCGGCUCCAGCUCCUCGGCCUCGAGCCACUCGGGCUCGUCCAGCUCCCGCUCCUCAUCCUCCUCCUCAUCCUCCUCGCCAGGCACCGGCCGCCAGCGCCACAACAACAGACGGCGCUCACGCUCAAAGUCCAAAUCUGCUAAGAAGGACGACAGGGACAGACGCCGUAGAAGUCCCACGCCCAAACCCACCAAGGUUUUCCUGGGCCGGCUGACGAGAAACAUCAUCAAGGAUCACAUCCAGGAGAUUUUCUCCACCUAUGGAAAGAUCAAGAUGAUUGACAUGCCUGUGAACCGCACCCACCCGCACCUGUAUAAAGGCUACGCUUACGUGGAGUUUGAGACACCUGACGAGGCAGAGAAGGCCCUGAAACACAUGGACGGAGGUCAGAUUGACGGUCAGGAGAUCACAGUCACAGCCGUGCUGACUCCCACAGUGCGCCUGCCACCUCGCAGGAUGUCCCCACCCCGCAGGAUGCCUCCUCCGCCCCCAAUGUGGCGUCGCACCCCACCUCGAAUGAGGCGAAGGUCUCGGUCUCCACGGCGACGCUCUCCAGUCCGCCGCAGGUCUCGAUCCCCCGGCCGCCGCCGUCACCGGUCCCGUUCCAGCUCUAACUCCUCGCGCUAAUCAUUGGCAAACCCCCGACUCCUCCCGCCUGGAUCUGUUGAUCUACCGUGUCCUUAAGAUCAGUGUGACCAAGUAAAUAUACGAGACAAACAUUCUUAUGGUUAACUGUUAUGAAUGAUGAGUGUGGACGUUAAAAAUCUAUAAUGUCUCACUUGGUGAAUUGUUUCAAACUGUUUUGAAACACUGGGACAUGUUCUGUGUUAAAUGUGAAGAAACAAGCUCUAUAUGACAAAAGACUUCUUUGAGGAGUUCUAAAGCUAAAUGGUCUAACAUAAUACACGAUUGGUGCUGGAGAAGAACGGAGAAAUCAAUUUAUAUUGAUAAAAAUAAAGUCGUGUAUCUAGAAUUGUUAGAUUUACUGAACACAUUUCAUAAAUAACGACCUUCCAUGGUUCGUAUAGAUGGUGAAUGUGGUUUUUCAUUGGAGAAUAUGAAGUACUCGGCAAUUUUCAGGAGUUAAAAAUGUGUUUAUUUUUUAUUAAAUUUACUUAUGGAUUAACACAAACACUAAUACCAAUAAAACAUUGGCAAUGAAUUAAUAUUGCUGAUAUCAGUAUAGCUUUACUUUGAAGUAGGGUUGGUAAUUUCUUUCUGAAACAAUUGAAAUCUUCUUCACGUCCAACAAGCCAGAAAUAAAUUUAGUUUUCUGUAUUGGUGGCACUUACAUACUGUACUAACAUACAGACAAAAAGGGACAAGUAACAGAUCAGACUAAUGAGUAAACGAUACUGUUUUAAUGUCAAUUGUUCUCGGAAAUCCCGCCGACAGCCCCCAUUAACCCCGCCACUAGGGGUCACUAAACUUUGAUUCCCAUACUAUUCAAACUGUAUUAAACUUCCUGUGACUGAAUGAGCAGAAGCUGUGACAGUAAAUGAUUAAAAAAGGCCCCUAGACAUUGACCAAUAUUUUUCCAUGAUUGAUACAGUGUCAAUACAAAGAGGUUGGAUGUUAACAGCCUAAAUUACUUAUGCAGUUCUGAUCUCCACCUGUUUUCUUAUAACUGUGACACGGUGAACUUCGGAUCCAGGCAUCUAUGGUUUUAGUUUUUUUUAGAGAGAGUUGUGCUCAAUCUUCAUGACAUAGUGUGUGUGUGUGUCUCAUUUUGUAUUGCCUGUUUAAUGUGCCGUUUAACUUGACAAUAAAAAGGCCAUGACUGGAACUUUAAAAA
Messenger RNA from Hippoglossus stenolepis (Pacific halibut), 2093 nucleotides. Its product is annotated as RNA-binding protein with serine-rich domain 1-B. The coding region runs from base 113 to 925 and encodes 270 amino acids. NCBI's taxonomy places the organism in Eukaryota, Metazoa, Chordata, Actinopteri, Pleuronectiformes, Pleuronectidae. Gene Ontology annotation, molecular function: RNA binding. Gene Ontology annotation, cellular component: ASAP complex; nucleoplasm; cytoplasm. The record is from RefSeq and is a predicted model, not a curated record. The transcript has 7 exons. Gene Ontology annotation, biological process: mRNA splicing, via spliceosome.